Messenger RNA from Priapulus caudatus, 2558 nucleotides. Its product is annotated as ubiquitin-protein ligase E3C-like. Gene Ontology annotation, molecular function: protein binding; ubiquitin protein ligase activity. NCBI's taxonomy places the organism in Eukaryota, Metazoa, Priapulida, Priapulimorpha, Priapulimorphida, Priapulidae. The record is from RefSeq and is a predicted model, not a curated record. Gene Ontology annotation, biological process: ubiquitin-dependent protein catabolic process; protein polyubiquitination. The transcript has 21 exons.
CAUCGAUGCAACAUAAGAAUAUGUUGUGAAAGUUUGUAUUGCUAGGUUAUAAGGUGCAACAGUGUAAAGAGAUGUACCAUUUCGAAGGAGAAUUUAGACGGCGACCACAACAAUCACUGAGAGGUGCUUCUACCAAGGCAGAGAGAGAAACUAUAAUACAGCAUGCACAAGCUGAACGGCAGAAAAGACAGGAUCAACGGCAGAGAAUCUUCAGCGCAACCAUAAUUCAGGCCUUCAUCCGUGGAACGUUUGAUCGAAUAGCUAUCAAGAGAGAGCAGCGGCGGCUUUUCGAUGCUCAGCUUGGAAUCACGGGGAAGGCGGGCGUGGAUGCUGGCACCCUCAUCGUCCUGCUACGCCGGCUCCUCAUCUUCUACACGGAGGAUGCGGACACACAGAGACUGGUGUCCCUGUGUCAGUUGUUGUUGAAGAACAGAGCAAUGCUCUCUGGAGCUUUGGCUGCGGAACCACAGCAAGGCGUCCACUGGAUGAAACAACUUCUGCACAAAUGUUGCUGUAACAUCCUUCACGUUCUCCACUCUUCGCAACCCAUCGCCGUUCAGUUGCGAAUGCUAGAGAUAUAUACCAGCGAGCAGGGAUAUGUGGCGCCAUCUAUAUCGUCGGGCACCGGGGUUGCCGAGCAUCCCGCGAUGCUGUGCUUCCUCGAAAGGGUUCUCCAGUAUCUUGUGGACAAAAAUUUCUUUGGAUGUGUACUGAGGGACGGUCCCGGGGACCUGAAACAACCCGCCAUCGUCAUCGCCGCAUGCCUCGAUGCGAUCAACGACGCUCGCCACGUGGGGGCGCUACUCGACAUGGUGGACCGUCACCCGGACGCGUCUCCGCUCGCCGCGCUCUGCCAGAUCUGCCACAACGUGAUGGGUGGCGCGCGCAUGCAGGCCGUACACAGACACAGGUUGCUGUCUACGCUAGCGUUCCAGCCUACCUUCCUCCGACAGCUGUGGCUUAGCGUGAAAAACAUGGCGACGCCCACGAUCACAGGGUCUAGCGUGCGUCUGCUGCAGCUGCUGUCGCGAGGACUCCGCCCCGAACCGCACGACGCUCAGCGCAUCGUCCCCCAGGUGGCGCUGUUCUGCGCGCUGUACGGAAUCUCGCUGCUCACGUUACACGACGAUGAGUUCUACCAGGACACAGAUGGCGCUGAGCGUUCCCCGUCGAUGGCGUUCUCGCUGCACGAGCUCGUCUCGCUCACGCAGACGCUACGUGACGUCGCGCUGGGGUUGCUGGAGCUCACGCACCCGCAGACCGUCCACCAGAACUACCUACGCGCGCUGACCAGUGUCAGCAAGCAGCAGCAGGCAGGGGGCGCCACCACCGUGCACAGCCUUCACCGCUGGUCAGACCUGUUUCAGAUGGUGUCGUUGUUGGUGCGGCAGCUCUAUGCACGCGACACGCGUCGCCCGUUCUGUCCGCCCGGUCACUGGAUCGCGCAGAGUCUGCUGCUGCAGGCAGAUCGCCCACGACAGCUGUUCCAGCACUACCACGCCGGCACCACGCUCACCUCCCCCGGGCAGCAGCCGCCGUCGAUCACGCCCGCGGAGGCGGCGGAUUUACCGGCGUUGUCAGUUACGGAGGCGCGGAAUCUAGCCGUGCUCACCGAGCUUCCCUUCAUCGUGCCGUUCGAACACAGAGUCAAGAUAUUUCAGCAGCUGAUAACCUCUGACAAGGAGGACAACCACCGCGAUCGCGACAGCUUUGCGAUCGGACCUUCGAUCAACACUCUAGUCCGCCGAGGAUACCUGUACGAAGACGCAUUCGAUAAACUGUCGCCGGAGAAUGGUAGGACAUCUCAUCAGGCUCCCGUAUGACCACCCAAUAUUAAAUACAAAUAUAUAGUGCAGCUCGUUAACUUCGCCGGGCUGGACGAGGCCGGCAUCGACGGUGGUGGCAUCUUCAGGGAGUUUCUGUCGGAGCUGCUGAAGACUUGCUUCGAUCCGAAUCGCGGGUUCUUCCGCACGACGCACGACCGGCAGCUCUACCCGAACCCGCAGGCUCCUGUGCUGUUUGACAACUUCAAGCGUCACUACUACUUCAUCGGUCGCAUGCUGGGCAAGGCUCUGUAUGAGAACAUGCUGGUGGAGAUCCCGUUUGUCAUGGUUGUCAUGGUUACAGGCUCUGCUCUGUAUGAGAACAUGCUGGUGGAGAUCAUGGUUGUCAUGGUUACAGGCUCUAUCAAGCAGCACUGUCACUGCUUCAAGCAGGGCGUGGCAGACGUGAUAGACCUUGCCUGGCUGCAGAUGUUUGACUAUGGUGAGCUACAGGUGCUCAUAUCAGGCGCUCAUGUACCCAUCGAUGUCGCGGACAUGCGCCGUCACACAAUCAAGCAGCACUGUCACUGCUUCAAGCAGGGCGUGGCAGACGUGAUAGACCUUGCCUGGCUGCAGAUGUUGACUAUGGUGAGCUACAGGUGCUCAUAUCAGGCGCUCACGUACCCAUCGAUGUCGCAGACAUGCGCCGACACACACUAUACACAGGAGCUGUUCCCACCGGUCAGCAUCGGUAACGCAGGCACGGACACCUAUAUCACACCUCUCACACACUAA